Molecule: messenger RNA, 1425 nt
Organism: Naegleria gruberi
Lineage: Eukaryota; Heterolobosea; Eutetramitea; Acrasida; Naegleriidae
Exons: 1
Coding region: 1-1425 (474 amino acids)
Biological process (GO): SCF-dependent proteasomal ubiquitin-dependent protein catabolic process
Cellular component (GO): SCF ubiquitin ligase complex
Molecular function (GO): protein binding
Source: RefSeq, a predicted model, not a curated record
AUGAAAAGAAUAUUUAGUGCUGAAAGUGGUACUGGUGUUCAACCACCAUCAAAAUGUAAGAAAAUGCACGAAUACUCCUCCCCCACAUUAUACGAUGAUAUUCUACUGAAUAUUUUACCAUUUCUCCAUAAUAGGAAGGAAAUUAUUCCAAUUUGUUCACUCGUUUCCAAACAAUGGUUUGAUCAGUGCUGCAAACUACCUCUCUCCAUUAAACUCACCCGAGGAAGUACAUUAAACAAUUUAUUGUUCAAAAACAAAUUACUUUCCAAUUUGACUCAAUUGGAUGCAAGUAAUUGUUAUCGUCUCGAUGAUUUUGUUGGAUUGGAGUGUAUUAGAGAGUUGUGUCAGUGUGAAGAGAUGCGCAAUUUGAAGAGUCUGAUAUUGUUUGCCAAUGAAAUUGAUGAUGAAUGUUGUAAAUUAAUAGCAACCAGUCCUUAUUUGAAAAAUUUAACACGUUUAGAUUUUGGAGAAUCAGAAAUUAGGGAGGGCAUUGAAUAUUUGGCAAAUAGUGAAAAUUGUAAAAAUUUACGGAUAUUGAAAUUGGAAUCACUUUUCAAUGCGAAUAAGUCAAUUUUAAAAGCUCUUGCUUAUGGAAAAUAUUUCACUAAUUUAACAAAUUUGGAAAUUAAUGAUAUUUUUGUUGAUGAAGCUUUGGAUUUUGGUCAAUUAACUCAAUUGACAAGCUUAUGUUUAGAAAUAAGUUACAUAAAAAAUAUGGAACCAAUAACAAGGAAUGAACAUUUUAAGAAUCUCACUAGUCUCAAUUUAUGUUCAAAUAGUUUUGAGAGAGAAGGAUGUAAGGAAAUUGCUAAUAGCAAAUAUUUAAAUCAAUUGACCUAUUUGAAUUUAGGAGGGUGUAGAAUUGGAGAUGGAAUAAUUGACAUCGCCAAUAGCCCAAAUAUGAGUAAUUUAUCGAGUCUUAUCAUUUAUCAUGGCUUGUGUACUAAACAAGCAUGUAAAUAUUUAUGUGAAAGCAAGUAUAUUACCAAGUUGACUUAUUUGGAUAUCAGUAACAAUGAUAUUGGGAGUGAGGGUGUAAAAAUGAUUGUUGACAGUCCAAAUAUGAUUAAUCUAACCACCUUAAUGAUUGAUAAUUGUGGUUCAGACGAUUCGUAUAACCUUAUUUCACAUUCUGUAUUUUCCAAUCAACUUAAAAUUAUUAACAUUGAUAAUUUUGAUUGGGAUAUAAGGGGUAAAUUUAACGGUAUUGAAAAAUUGAUUUUUACAACUUUGGAAGUUGCUAAUUUAACAGAAGUGAAUUUAUUGUUUAAUGAUGUUUUUCCUAAAUUGAGAAAAAUUGCUUCCUAUCAUGAAACAUAUUUUAAAAGGAAUUCCAUAUCUGGAGAGAUUAGUUCAACACCUGCUGGAUUAAAAUUAUUUGAUAAAGUGUAUUUCUCUGAUGAGCCUAGCUCUGAUGAGGAGUAG